Messenger RNA from Ogataea angusta, 981 nucleotides. RefSeq lists its product as uncharacterized. Gene Ontology annotation, biological process: cellular response to oxidative stress; protein N-linked glycosylation. The coding region runs from base 1 to 981 and encodes 326 amino acids. Gene Ontology annotation, cellular component: endoplasmic reticulum membrane. The transcript has 2 exons. The record is from RefSeq and is a predicted model, not a curated record. NCBI's taxonomy places the organism in Eukaryota, Fungi, Ascomycota, Pichiomycetes, Pichiales, Pichiaceae.
AUGGACGUGUUUGAUACUGACUCUGAUUACGCCAACCACCCGCCUCCCACGGACUCAGAGGCCGAGUACGAGCCGCUGCCCGUGUACGUUUCGUCGUCGACGUCGCUGGCCACCAUGAGCAAUAGGUCCGGACGGCCGCCUUCCAACAUGCUGCACUCUCGAAACGACUCGCGCGAGACGCUUCUUGAGAACGAAGACCUGGUCAACCAGGUGAUUCUGUUUGGUAUUUCCUCCACAGCGACCACCGAUCUCAACAGACAGCGCAAUUCGCUCAAAGAGCUGGGACUCAAAAGACUCUCUCCCAGGGAACACAUAGCCGUUGCUAUCUGCCGAGAUUUCUCGCUGUUGGUGAUAAUCAAAAACCUGGCUGUUCUGUGGCACUCCUGGUACACCAUGAUGUACGACGAGCCGUUCCAGAUCAACGUGACGUCUGUGCGAGCGUCAGAGUUCUUUCUUGCCGGAAUCUGGUGCAUGGUGUCUGGAUUUCUGUCGUACUCGAUUCUGGACGGACUCAUGGUGCGGUGGAUCGUGAUGCCUGAUCCGGCUGGUCCUGAUCCUGCGGCUGGAAGCCGUGAUGGAAAAAGAUUUGUAGAGCUUCCAGCACUCGGUUAUUUUUCGUACUCGACCCAAAUCCCCCUCGCACCUAAAAUAUUUUCAUCGAUUUUAAUUAAUUAUGGUCGUCCAUAUCCUCGGAAAGGCCAUCAAAGGCAAGGCCAAGGUCGACGUAAGUACCUUUCGCAGUUCUCACUAACUCCAGAUCGGACUCGCACACACAUUCUUCGGCGUCGGGCUCAAAACGGCCGAGAAAAUCUGCGCCAAGGUCGGCCUGUACCCCAGCAUGCGGAUGCACCAGCUAAACGAAACACAGGUGAUGGCGGUGACCAAGGAGCUCACAGACAUGACCAUUGGGUCGAGAUUGCUGCAGCAGGUCCGCUCCAACAUCAAGCUCAAGCGGGCGACCGGCUCGUACCAGGGUCUUAG